AUUUUAUUCAAGAAAAAAAAAAUGUGGGAUUUGAAAAUAUAUAAAAGAGGAAUGUCUCAGUUCACACUCAUUCCAUUUAUAUUGUAAAUACAAACUGAAGAAAGCAAGAUGGAAAACAAGAAAUUUACACUAAUUUUGGCAAUGAUCAGAGUCGCAUGUGGAUUUUUGUUGGAGACUCCUGAUAUGCACUGUAACAAAAUUCUGACGCAUAAUGAUAAAAUUCAAGGAUCUGAUACACCAAGUCCAAUCGAAGUAAACCAUUGUACAAAUCUACUGCGCAGUAAUACUAGAGCUUGUCAACUCGACACAUCUUCUUGCGAUUUUCCGUGUCGAUUUGGAUACGAACUCGAUGAGAACGGCUGCCCUAAACGAGACUGCACUUGUGCAACCGAAGGCAUCUUUGAAGGAGAUAUAAAAUUUACAUUGGAUGAUAUACCAUUACUAAUUGAGGCGUAUGAUGAACCACCACAAGACAAGCAACAAGCGGCUUCAGAAAACAUGCCGAGAUGGGAUGAGGACAGAGUUGAUGGCCGCGUCAAAAUUGGCUACGUCAUCAAGUCUGACAUGUCUUCUCGGGCCAGGGCAGCAAUCGAGGAAGCAAUCAGCAAAUACACUGAAGAAACUUGCAUUGAUUUUGUACCAAGAACCGAUCAGAAUGAUUAUUUGUUGUUUGCAAGUAUGGGAGGCUGCUGGUCGUACGUGGGCAGAAGAAGAGGGCCACAAUAUAUAUCUAUUGGAUCUGGAUGCGAAUGGGUUGGGGUCGUUCAACAUGAACUUCUGCAUGCUUUAGGAUUCUGGCAUGAGCAAUCAAGACCAGACAGAGAUUCGUACGUCGAAAUUCGAUUCGACAACAUUGCUAGCAAUAUGAAACACAAUUUUAACAAACGCCAGGCAAUUGAUUCAAUGGGAUCCAUGUACGACAAAGGUUCAAUCAUGCAUUAUGGAGGGUAUGCAUUCUCCAGCAACAGACAACCAACCAUCGUUGAUAUAACGACAGGACAGCCUAUAAAGUCGCAGAGAGAAGGAAUGUCUGAAUCAGAUAAAUAUCAAGUCAAUAAAAUGUAUAAAUGCAAUGCUGAGGGAGGCGGAGAAGAGCAACCUGAAUGGAGUACGUGGUCACAGUGGUCAAGCUGCUCUCUAACUUGUGGAGUUGGGCAAAAGAGAAGAACAAGAACAUGUAUGCUCGGAUCCCAAACUGUUUCUGUACAAAAGUGCGAAGGAUCGGCGGUUUUGCAAGAAAACUGUAAAAUUAAAGAUUGUUCAACAACGAGCACCGGAACGUGGUCUUCUUGGUUGUCCUGGUCUACGUGCAGCGUUUCAUGUGGUGGGGGAUAUCGAUGGAGGAGAAGAAUAUGCAACGGUGGGCGAUGCAUUGGCUCUGUAUGGCAAGCUGGAAAGUGCAACACAAAUAGCUGUUCAUCAAGCACUGGAAUUUUCGAAGCCAAUCCGAUCGAGACUUCAAAACAAUUUUGUCUUAGUGGAAACCUAUAUCAUGGAGAUUUCAACGGUGAUAAGAAGAGCGAUUUGUUAUGUAUUUUUUCAAGUGGCUGGACGCAAAUCAUUGUCGACAAUGAAGGUGAUAAUUUUGGUAAAUACCUCUGGCAAGCACAAACAACUCCGUGCAACAAUGGAGCACAAAUCUACAUUGGAGACUUUAACGGAGAUUCCUCAGAUGAUAUGAUGUGCAUAAACGUAAACUCAGGGCAACUUUCUGUCACGUUUUCGGAGGGUGGUGGUUUCGGAUAUAAACCUGACUGGACGGUAAAUGUGAAUAAUUUCUGUGAUGAAGAAAACGAGAAAAUAAUGGUUGUUGACGCAAACGGCGAUGGUAAAAGCGACCUCAUCUGUCGAAGUAACUCCGGCAAGAUUUCAAUACUGGUUAACAAGCAUACAUGAAUAUGUUUGCAAAUUGACAUUUGGCUACUAAGUAACCAAUAAAGGAAUAAAUGAGACAGAGAUAGAUUGUUGCUCAACACAAAUGAUUCUUUUUUUUUACUUUUGAAUAAUUAAAUCUUAUUUGCUUCGAAA
Molecule: messenger RNA, 2028 nt
Organism: Styela clava
Lineage: Eukaryota; Metazoa; Chordata; Ascidiacea; Stolidobranchia; Styelidae
Biological process (GO): proteolysis
Molecular function (GO): zinc ion binding; metalloendopeptidase activity
Source: RefSeq, a predicted model, not a curated record